Apis cerana (Asiatic honeybee) is the source of this 1420-nucleotide messenger RNA. RefSeq names its product omega-conotoxin-like protein 1. Lineage: Eukaryota; Metazoa; Arthropoda; Insecta; Hymenoptera; Apidae. The record is from RefSeq and is a predicted model, not a curated record.
CACGUAUUUUCCAUUUGCGACAAAUUCAUCUUUUUUUAUCUAUAAAUUUUCAUAUCUCUCUAAAAUAUUUUUUAUUAUUGAACGAAAUAAUUUGUAUAUUAUUGUAUAUUACUUGAUUAUUAGAAUUAAGAAAUGAAUCUUUUUAAAUACAGUAUUGAUGAAUUUUUUUAAUAUUUUAAUUUUUUAUUAAUUUUUUAAUUAUAAUUUCAUUUUUUUCGUUUAUCUUAAUCUAAUCUAUAUAUUUGUGUAUAAAUAUAAAUGUUUAAUAAUUAUUUUAUUUAUUUAUCAUAAUUAAAUUCAUUACUUUAUCAAUUAACUUAAUAAGAAAAAUAUUUUACUUACUAAAAAUUAGGUUAUUAAAAUAAACUGUAAUUAAUUGUGAUCAAUAAAACAAAAUGGCAAAUAAACAAAACUAAUUUUAAAGUUUGAUUUUAAAGUCUAUAAAAGUCUAUAUAUAUAUAACUUUAUUACUUUGUAUGACUCUUCGUAUGAUUUUUGUUUACUGAUCCCUAUCAGUUUUUGUAACAUAAUUGUAACAUUGUUACAUAAUAUCUGGAUAAAAAUAUGCAAUAAUAACUUCCUUACAAAAUUUUAAUAAUGAUAAAGAUUCUAGAUUCCCGUUUAAAAAGAGAAAGAACGGGAGGAAGGAAGAGAAAUAGAAGAGUGGAAAAUUCAUUCAACUGCAAAUUGUUAAAAUGAAAAUUCAUCGGCGUAACAAAGGGCGAGACAAACGCGUGUGCAUUUCUUAAACAAUGAAUCACGUGGGCAAGAAGUAUAACAUUUCUCGUUAUUACCUCUUGUACUCUUCCAGCCACGCGCGCGUAUAUCCACACAUGCAUACACAGGCAGACACAUAUAAUACACGACUUAACAGCGGCAAGAAUGACGCGAUGUCGUGGUAUAAAAGCAUAGUAUAUGGCAAGUUGAGAAACCAGUUAAGGUCGAACUCUUGAGACUAUCGCUGUGAAGAAAGCGUCGUGAAACCAUUCCACAGCCUCUUCUGUGUAAAAAUACAUUGCAAAAUGUCCAAGUUUAUACUUCUCGUUUGCAUCCUUUUGCUGACUACGAACAUCGUUUCAGCUGCCUCCAAGUGUGGCAGACACGGUGAUUCCUGCGUGUCCAGCUCCGACUGUUGCCCCGGCACAUGGUGUCACACAUAUGCGAACAGGUGUCAAGUGAGGAUCACAGAGGAGGAGCUGAUGAAGCAGCGUGAAAAGAUCCUUGGUAGAAAGGGGAAAGAUUAUUAAGCGAUUAAUAUAUUUUAACGAUGAUUAUAUACGUAUCAAAAUUUCUGGAAUUGAAUGGAAUCAACGUUCGAAACGAAAUUAAUUUUUUAAACAAUAUCCAAAAUACAGAUAGAGUGAUUAAUGUAAAUAUACGAGACGAGAUAAAAAGGAAAAUAAAUGGGAUGAAAAAUGCA